Messenger RNA from Penicillium diatomitis, 2505 nucleotides. RefSeq names its product glycoside hydrolase family 92 protein. Gene Ontology annotation, biological process: glycoprotein catabolic process; carbohydrate metabolic process; protein quality control for misfolded or incompletely synthesized proteins. The record is from RefSeq and is a predicted model, not a curated record. The transcript is spliced from 6 exons. Gene Ontology annotation, cellular component: nucleus; cytosol. Gene Ontology annotation, molecular function: carbohydrate binding; peptide-N4-(N-acetyl-beta-glucosaminyl)asparagine amidase activity. Lineage: Eukaryota; Fungi; Ascomycota; Eurotiomycetes; Eurotiales; Aspergillaceae. Bases 1 to 2505 code for a protein of 834 amino acids.
AUGUGGUUAUGGCGCAUCAGUCUCUCAGUCAUUCUCGCCAGCAGAUGCGCGCUGACAGACGCGCUUGAGUUUGCCUCCAUCGAUAAUUACGAUGUGCUGCCAUACAUUGACCCGCUGAUCGGCAGCGCCAACGGCGGCAAUGUGUUCCCCGGUGCUUCGCUGCCGUAUGGCAUGGCCAAGGCGGGCGCGGAUACAGACUCUAGUAGCAACCAGGGCGGCUUUGCAUACGAUGGGAGUAAUGUCACCGGCUUCUCGAGCAUGCACGACUCGGGGACAGGGGGAAGCCCAUCUCUUGGAAACUUCCCAUUGUUUCCCCAUGUCAGUUGCGACAAUGACGAGGUCAAUGGCUGCAUCUAUCCGAAGAAAUCGCGUGCAACACCAUACGUGCCAGACUCGGUCAAGGCCAGUCCUGGGUACUUUGCACUGUCACUGCAGACGGGAGUUCAGGUGGAGAUGACGGCCGCUCAGCACACAUCGCUCUUUCGCUUCAACUUCCCGGAAUGCAGCAAGCCUCUGAUCCUUUUGGAUCUGUCCGAUCUUUCCGAUUCUCGACAAGACAAUGCCACGAUUGUGGUUCAGCAAGGCAAAGGGCGGAUGACGGGCAGUGGCAGAUUCUUGCCAAGCUUUGGAAGUGGAUCAUACACACUCCACUUUUGCGCCGAUUUCCAUAGCUCUGGCCCAGUCAGGGAUAGCGGCAUAUUUGUCGAUGCUCGAGCAAGUACCGAUGUGCAUGAGCUGACUGUUUCACGAGGCAUCAAUGGGUAUCCUCUUCCGGGAGGCGCUUUCAUACGCCAUGAGGCCUCGACAGAUCGAGUGAUCCAAGCGCGGGUGGGCGUCAGCUUCAUUAGCCCUGCGCAAGCUUGCGCGCAUGCCGAAAAUGAGAUUGGCGACUUUGACUUUGACGCCACACACAAGGCCGCUGUUGAGCGAUGGUCCGAGAAGAUGCGUUCUAUUCGAGUCUCACGGACCGGUGUUCAGCCCUCGGUUCUUACCAAUUUCUACAGUGGCAUAUACCGAACUUUGAUCAACCCACAGAACUAUACAGAUGAGAAUCCUCUUUGGAAAAGCUCAGAACCAUAUUUCGACUCUUUCUAUUGUCUAUGGGAUUCCUUCCGCUCCCAGAUCCCCUUUCUGAUAAUCUUUGAUCCGAAUGCUGUGGCCCAGAUGAACCCCGCUGAUCCUGAUAUUGCAGGCUUCACACAAGGUGGCUCAAACGCAGACAACAUCUUGGCCGAUGCAUAUGUCAAAGGAUUGAAAAACGGCAUUGACUGGACUGCAGGGUAUGAGGCAGUCAAGAAGGAUGCUGAGCAGGAGCCUUUUGACUGGUCUAACGAAGGCCGCGGCGGUCUUGAAAGCUGGAAGAAUCUCCACUACAUCCCGGUGGAGGACUUUGACCAUCUUGGCUUUGGUACCAUGACGCGAAGUAUCUCGAGGACUUUGGAAUACUCGUACAACGACUUUACCAUUGCACAGAUGGCCCGAGGUAUGAACCUGACCAUCGAUGCCGAAGGUUACGAGAAGCGAUCCCAGUCGUGGAAGAACCUCUUUGACGCCAAUCAAACCUCUUACCUCAAUGGAACCAAUACCGGGUUUACUGGCUUUUUCCAACCCAAGUAUCUUAAUCAGACGUGGGGGUACCAAGAUCCGCUAAAGUGUUCGAAUAUCGACAACAGUGGAAGUGUCUGUUCACUUCAGAACAAUGGAGCAGAAACUUUUGAGUCGAGUAUCUGGGAAUAUCAAUUCUUUGUACCUCAUGAUAUGGCCGCGCUUAUAGUCAUGCUAGGAGGGCCGUCUACCUUUGUCAAGCGCCUCGACUUCCUUCAUGAUCAAAACAUCACCUACAUCGGCAACGAGCCAGCUUUCCUCACCGUGUAUCAAUAUCACUAUGCUGGUCGGCCCGCUAAAUCUACUGCCCGAGUCCGCACCUAUAUCCCAAAUUACUUUUCCCCGACUCCCUCCGGACUUCCAGGAAAUGACGACUCGGGAGCAAUGGGGUCGUUUGUCGCAAUGUCUAUGAUGGGUCUAUUCCCGAAUCCAGGACAAAGUGUCUACCUGAUCACGGUCCCAUUUUUUGAGUCAAUCAGCAUUAUCUCGCCGCUCACGGGCAAGACUGCAACAGUUCAUGUCGUCAACUGGGCACAGUUUAGUGCUGCUAAUAGUACAGGAAGCACGGGCUUCAUCCAAUCCGCGACCCUGAAUGGCAAGCCUUAUACCCGAAACUGGGUUAGUCACGACUUUUUCACCGAAGGCCAGAAUCUUGCUCUUACCCUUGGAGCCGAUGAAGGUGCGUGGGGUACAAGACCUGAAGAUGUUCCGCCUUCUCUAUCCACGGGGUCGUCGCCACAAUCAAUAGUGCGAACUAUGGUGGGCGAGGUAGACCAGAAUGGAUUCUCGGAUCGACCUGUGAUGGGAAAUCAUCAAGUGAUCGAAGGACAUGUCAGGCAUGCGAGGCAUCAUGGUCAUUUAUCGGGGGGUACAAGUGGAUUUGAGUCGCUGGAAAGAUGA